AUGGAAUAAAGCUGAACUUUUAGAUUGUUAUUACUAUGAGCUGGCUUGACAAACACAAAUUUCCCUAUUUGCAAAAUUUCGCAGAGAAUUCUCUGUGGGAACUAAAUCCUCAAGGCAUGCCUUUUGCUUGAGCUUCUAUGAAGCAGGAGUUGUUCUUAUUUGUGCCAUUUUUCUUCCAAAGUGAUGCAUCGAAAAUUAACAAGCAAAUAAAAUUGAUUUGCUAUGGACUGCCCUAUCAUGAAAGCAUCCUUGAUCCGAAUGAAAAGGCAAUCAUGAUAGCGAACUGGAUACCGCUAUAUUUAUUCAAACCCCAUCCCUAACUGCUAUACAUUUCUUUCAUACUCUCCGGCCCAGUCACAGCCCAAUAACCAUACAGUGAACUGGACUUUCAAUAUAUAGGUGGCGAUCAUGUUGCAAACAAUUUACUAUACUGGCUGGGAGGGCUUUGUCCAUGCCCGCAGUUGUCACUGCGAUCCCAAGCGAUGGAGGCAUCACCUCAUUUGUUAACUAUAUAAUUGCCUCCUGCUCCCUCCCAAAUACCAUACAAUCUUCUAUCACCCGCGUCCAGCAAGUCGCAAACAACCACUCGAAUCAACAUCUAAAUACGAAAAACAAUCGAAGGGAGGCCAAAAUUCGCCCUGCAACGUAACUGCUUCACAGACCGGUUCCAAAAAAACGUGGGCCUGAUUGCUCCAUAGUAUAUAUACCAGCAGACAUCGCCAUAUACAGCUUUCUCAGCAGCCAUGUCAAGCUUUCCACGUCGCCCAGCACCAGUCGCACCAGGACAUCGGCGAUCCCGUGGUGGUGAUAUCGAAAUGGCACCGAUCAACCUGGGCGGCCCAUCGAGAGGUGAAGUGGGCUACCGAGCCGCACGCUUUGGAACACAAGGCAGAGACGAUGAGUGGGUAUGGCUCGGAAACAGUUCUGCGUGCAUAGGAAUGAUUGUCUUAGUCGUGGUUGUGGUCGUGGCGGUCGUUCUUGGAGCCCUGAUGGGGACGGGCAAGAUCAAAUCAGGAGGGAAAGAGUGGUAGUGCACCGGCCACGAAGGUCAUGAUUCAUGGACUAUGAGGAGCAGUUCAAAAUAGGUGAGCUUUGAUGCAUCCAGUAUUGGAGGCUUUUGACGCAAUAAUUGCUCUACGGCCGUGUGGCUCAAUUCUUAU
Molecule: messenger RNA, 1160 nt
Organism: Coccidioides immitis RS
Lineage: Eukaryota; Fungi; Ascomycota; Eurotiomycetes; Onygenales; Onygenaceae
Exons: 1
Coding region: 744-1031 (95 amino acids)
Source: RefSeq, a predicted model, not a curated record